CCUGGAGAUGUCAUUUAUUUAACUAUUGAGAUAUAGAGUUAUUGCAUGAAUGCUCUUGAGUCUCAUUGCGCAUAAUGGCAGAAGACGGUGUGCUGCAAGAACCUGCACUUUUCACUAAAGUAACCGUUUAUUCCCUUGUUGCCUGUGCUGCACAGUUUGCUGUUGGUUAUGCUUUCGCGCUAAAAUGGGGGAACAAGUGUUCGACUGUUGAUCGGUGGGUCCUUGUUUGGUUAUUUUACGACGCAAUAGUUCAUUUCACGCUGGAGGGACCCUUCGUCUACAUGUCACUCGUUGGAAAUGUUGCAACCUCUGACAAUCUGUUUGCAGAGCUGUGGAAGGAAUAUGGCAAGGCGGAUGAACGCUGGUUGUACUCAGACCCAACUAUAGUAUCUCUAGAGCUUCUGACUGUGGUUUUGGAUGGCUCACUGGCCCUGCUUCUUGUCUACGCCAUCAUUAAGGACAAACACUACAGGCACUUUAUUCAGAUCACACUAUGUGUGUGCGAGUUGUACGGGGGCUGGAUGACCUUCUGUCCAGACUGGCUAAUCGGAAGUCCUAACCUCAACACGAACAACUGGCUGUACCUGUGGGUCUACCUGGUGUUCUUUAAUGGGAUCUGGGUGGUGGUACCUGGACUCCUCCUCUGGCAAUCGUGGAAAGAUUUAAGAAGAAUGCAUCGGUAUCCAAAGAAGGAUAGAUAGAAUCGGAUGUAGUCAGAUAUAAUUUUAGUAAUUACAAUUAGCCAUUCAAAGUGAAUUGACUUAGAUGUAGAGAGAGAAAGAGAACUAUUGUACUGCAGUUGAUACAUUAUAUGCAUUUAUUCCAGACAUAGAGUAAUAGAGGAAAAGCUGUAAGGUGUUCCUUUGCAUAAUUGCGGUGGUAGAGAUAACUUGACACAAUGGAAGAUUACACCAAACCAGUGACUCAUAGCAACAUUUCUUUCCUUGUCCUAUUUACAUUCCUGUCAUAUAACACCAAACAAUGAAUCCCUUAUGUCAUAUGUCUUAUACACAGCUCUAGGAACAGUUUCCCUACUAAUCCAUACCAAACUAUCUCAUCCAGUAUGAUAGAAACCACAAGCUAAUAUAAAUCGACAUUUAAAAAGUUGUCAAUUCAUGCAUCAAAACACCCUAGUGCUGCUCUUUAAUUAAUGCUACAUGCUUGCCUUUUGUUGCAAUUCCACUACAGUUCCAUGUGUAAAUAAUUUACAAAAAAUGAAUGAUUAAACAGCACCCCAGUGUUUGCCUCUU
Myxocyprinus asiaticus (Chinese sucker) is the source of this 1250-nucleotide messenger RNA. Its product is annotated as emopamil-binding protein-like. NCBI's taxonomy places the organism in Eukaryota, Metazoa, Chordata, Actinopteri, Cypriniformes, Catostomidae. Gene Ontology annotation, cellular component: membrane; endoplasmic reticulum. Bases 75 to 701 code for a protein of 208 amino acids. Gene Ontology annotation, biological process: sterol metabolic process. Gene Ontology annotation, molecular function: cholestenol delta-isomerase activity. The record is from RefSeq and is a predicted model, not a curated record. The transcript is spliced from 4 exons.